This is a messenger RNA of Suillus fuscotomentosus, 585 nucleotides long. RefSeq lists its product as uncharacterized. The annotation marks the transcript as partial. The record is from RefSeq and is a predicted model, not a curated record. NCBI's taxonomy places the organism in Eukaryota, Fungi, Basidiomycota, Agaricomycetes, Boletales, Suillaceae. The transcript has a single exon.
GCUCGAGCGGAUGAAUGGAAGAAGAACAGAUUCAAGCACACGGACAUUCUUAUGCGCCCUCACCCUGACACCAAUGAGGAUGAGGCGUUCGUGUCCGACUUCGCCUUAUGGAAAAUAGAUAAAGGACAGUUCGUAGAGUUCUAUUACUGGACCAACAACGGUCUGGAGGAGACUCUUUCUUCCCAAACCACUAGGGAUGACGAGGGCUUGAUCCCUUCAGAACAGGAUGGUUCUACUGUAUGGAUCAGCGCAGCUGCCUCUAAACCAUCCAAAAGGGUAGUACCAGAUCGGUUUUUAUCCCCAGCGGAUUUUGCUCAGGUGGUUCCACACAUCGUCGCAGCUCUCGAAGAGUGGGAUUGGCCUCAACAACGAGUUCUAAUGCUCUUGCAGUUUUGGGGUGCCAUUGUCACUCACAGAUACUGGAAUUCCAACGAUCUUGUGGCCAAACGGGCAUUGAUGAUUUACCAGGAAGAACAGCGCCAGGCCUGGCACAAUGCAGUUGCUUUAGGCACUGGUGCUUGGGAUCUUUCCAUUAUCAGCGAUGUGAUCCUUGUGCGACUCUUUGAUCGUGUACUUCAUGAAUCU